Messenger RNA from Rosa rugosa (rugosa rose), 1339 nucleotides. Its product is annotated as F-box protein PP2-A12-like. Gene Ontology annotation, molecular function: protein binding. The record is from RefSeq and is a predicted model, not a curated record. The coding region runs from base 292 to 1155 and encodes 287 amino acids. NCBI's taxonomy places the organism in Eukaryota, Viridiplantae, Streptophyta, Magnoliopsida, Rosales, Rosaceae. The transcript has 3 exons.
AAUAGAAUAUGAUGAUCUUUCUUCCUCCUCUGGUUUGCCUCCACAUCAGACACCGCUGUCUUCCUCUCUCCCUCUUUUUCCAGAGAAACAAACCACCCAAUUUACCCAAACCAAAUCUCUCUCUCACAUACCACACCCAUCUCUCCACAUAUAAAAGCUCUAUCCUUGUUGGAUUUUCCUAAAUCUAAAUCUAAAUCUAAAUCUAUCUCCUUCUUCUUCUCUGUUUCUUUGAAUCAAAAGAUUGCUCUGUUUUACCCAAAAGAAAAGAAAAAGAUUGCUCCGUUUGUGACUAUGGGUGGUGGCUUCUCGUUCUUUAAGGUGGACCCAGUUGGGUCUUUGCCUCUGCAAUCAAAGUCGGGUCUUGGGGAUUUGCCGGAGAGCUGUGCGGCGGAGAUUAUGAGGUACUUGGACCCGCCGGAGAUUUGCAAGCUGGCCAAGAUGAAUCGGGCUUUUCGUGGGGCUUCCUGGGCCGAUUUUAUAUGGGAGUCGAAAUUGCCUAGUAAUUAUCAGAUUAUUGUGAACAAAGUGUUUGGUGAUGGGUUGGGAAAUUUGGGGAAAAGAGAUGUGUAUGAGAGGCUUUGUAGGCCUAACCCGUUUGAUGGGGGAGCCAAGACGGUUUGGCUGGAUAAGCGCACAGGAUCUGCUUGCUUGUCCAUUUCGUCAAAGGGAUUAGCAAUUACUGGAAUCGAUGAUCGAAGAUAUUGGAAUCAUAUUCCUACCGAAGAAUCUAGAUUUAGAACUGUUGCAUAUCUUCAGCAAAUAUGGUGGUUUGAGGUAGAUGGGGAGGUCGAGUUCCCAUUUCCAGCCGGGAAAUACAGCUUGUAUUUUAGGCUGCAGCUGGGACGCUCUUCUCAGAAGAGGUUUGGUCGCCGUGUUUGCAACACUGAGCAUGUCCAUGGCUGGGACAGAAAACCAGUGAGGUUCCAACUAUGGACUUCAGAAGGUCAGUCUGCCUCAUCCGAGUGCUUUUUAACUGAACCUGGGAAAUGGAAUCACUACCAUGCUGGGGACUUUGUUGUGGAAAACCCAAAUGCAGUAACAAAGAUUAAACUCUCGAUGACCCAGAUUGAUUGUACACACACCAAAGGCGGUCUCUGUUUAGACUCUGUAGUUAUAUACCCUAGUGAAUUUAGAGAAAGGUUGAAGCAGUUUUAGUUUGCGCUUUGCCUUGCGGAUAGGAAGUUCUGUAUCAUAUAGAGAUAGUCUAUCUUCAAAAGGAAGCAAAUUUAGUGAGUGCUUCUUUUGAACCCUCAGUAUGUAAGCGAAGAAAUGUGUACAUCCAUGUAUCUCUUUGUUUAAGUGUUAAUUGGUUUAUUUGAUGACUAUUAAGAUUUUGUAA